Thecamonas trahens ATCC 50062 is the source of this 2592-nucleotide messenger RNA. Its product is annotated as early responsive to dehydration protein. Gene Ontology annotation, molecular function: calcium-activated cation channel activity. The coding region runs from base 23 to 2542 and encodes 839 amino acids. The transcript is spliced from 2 exons. NCBI's taxonomy places the organism in Eukaryota, Apusomonadida, Apusomonadidae. The record is from RefSeq and is a predicted model, not a curated record. Gene Ontology annotation, cellular component: plasma membrane.
UCUCCCGCACCGGUUGUCAGCCAUGAGCAACACGACCAUUGGCUUGGUGGACCCCAAACUGGAGGACACGUCGGUGGCGGCGUUUAUCUCGUCGUUGACGCUCAAUGGUAGUGUGGCGGUGAUCUGCCUCAUUGCCUUCUCGGUGGUACGGAAAAAGUUCCCCACGGUGUAUGAUCCGCGGCGACGGCUCCUUGGCGUUGACCCCAACGUUUUGGCGGCCACGCCUCCGCUGACCGAAUCGCUCUUUGGGUGGAUCUUCCAGGUCCUGCGGAUGGAAGACUCGGUCAUGCUCGAGUCGGUCGGCCUCGACGGCGUGAUGUACAUCAAGUUUUUGGAGACGGCGACCAAGUUCUUCUGCGCAGCGUGCGUGGUCGGGCUCGGCAUUCUCAUGCCGAUCAACUUUUCGGCUGACCCGCCCGAGGACAAAAAGCAGCAGGGCCUGGACAAGGCGUCGAUGGCCAACGUCGAUCCGAACCAGAAGAACCUGCUGUGGGCGCACACGCUUGCGGUUUGGUUCUUCACGCUCCUGCUCUUCUACUUUCUCAACAAGAUGUACAAGUUCUACUACGCGCAGCGGAUCAAGUUUCUGGUGGCACGGCGACCUGAGUGGUACUCUGUGCUGGUGCAAGAUGUGCCCGAGAACAAGCGCGAUGCAGCGAGUCUCGAGGCCUUCUUCCGCAAGCGGUACGGCGACGAGGUGUACUCGGUCAUGAUGGCACACGAGACGACCGCACUCGACAAGCUGGUGAAGGAGCGCGAAGAGGUGGUGCGCAAGCUCGAGAACGCGCACUUUACCCACCUCAAAAAGGAGGAGCGGCCACAGCACCGCCAGAUGGGUGGGAUUCUGGGUAAGAUCUGCUGCUGCUGCGGCUCCAAGGUCGACUCGAUUGAUUACUACACCGAGGAGCUGGAGCGGCUGAACGCAGAGAUUUUGGAGGAGCAGGCUGCCGAGCACAAGGUUACGCCUUCAGGCUUUGUUUCGUUCCGAUCGCUGUCUGCGGCGGUGUCUGCGGUGCAAACGCUGCAGACGGAGGACCCGAUGCACUGGACACUGGAGCGCGCACCCGCGCCCAUCGACGUCUACUGGCCCAGCCUGGGUAUGGACGGGCGGAAGCGCAAGGCGCAGGGCCUGAUCAUUUCGGUCCUCGUCUUUUUCCUGGUGGUCUUUUGGGCCAUUCCGGUGUCUGCGCUGGCGGUGAUGGCCAACUUUAACAAGUUGGCCGAGACGUUCCCGGUCCUCGAGCCGGUCAUCACGUUUAGCCCUGCGCUCAUUGGGUUUGUGCAGGCGCUUGUGCCGACGAUCCUGCUGUUGGUCUUUAUGAGCUUGCUGCCAAAGAUUCUGUUGACGUUCGGCAAGAAGGAGGGCAUCGCGUCCAACGCCGAGCUGCAAAAGUCGGUCAUGAUCCGGUUCUUCACCUUUCAGCUCUUCAAUGUGCUCCUUGUGGUGACGCUCGCUGGCUCGUUCCUUGGCGUGGCGUCUGAGCUCGCCGAGGGCCCAUUCACGGUCAUCUCGCUGCUGGGGUCGUCGAUUCCGGCCGUGGCCAACUUUUACGUGGCGUACGUGCUGCUCCAAGCACUGUCGGGCUUCCCACUUGAGCUGCUGCGGCCUGUGCCACUCAUUCUCGGCGAGCUGAAGCGGCGACGGGCACUGACGGCGUACCAGGAGCGGUCUGCGUGGCACCCUGGUGAGCUUUUCUACGGCGGCGAGAUUGCGAAGCAUCUUGUUGUCUUCUACAUUGGGAUCAUUUUCUCGUUUAUCGCGCCUGUGGUCCUCCCCGUCACGGCACUGUACUUUGGGCUCGGUCUACUCGUGCGUCGCCAUCAUGUGGCUUACGUGUAUGUGGCGCCGUUCGAGGCCGGCGGCUCGUUCUGGCCGCGGAUGUUCAACCGGAUUCUUGCGGGCGCGGUCAUGUCGCAGCUGACGGCAAUGGGCAUCCUCUCCAUCAAGGAGUCGCCGCUCGGCUCGCUCAUCAUCCCGCUCCCGAUCAUGACGCUCAUCUUUGCGCGGUACGCGCGGCGGGCGUAUGAAACGCCGACCCAAUUUGCGCCGCUCGGCAUCACAGCUGACGUCGACAACGGAAUCGAUGCGGUCUCGGAGUCGACUGGGCUCGUUGUGGCUACCCCCGACCGGACCAAGGACCUGCUUGACUUUACGUUCCUGGACAACCAGUACGUGCAGCCGUCGGUCAACGCGCCUCCAGUGCCACCGUCGAUCAUCGGCGACGAGGCUGCUGUCGACGAGCUCCUCAAACCACACUUUGGGUGCAGGACGGCGGCGAAGGCGGCGCUGGCGCAAGCGAUGGCGCAGGCAGCGUUGCGGCCGAUGCUGGCGCGCCACCUCGUACCACCGGUGCGGGCAACGCGAACCACAUCACUCUCGACAGGUCGGCGCCGGUGGUCGUUGCAGAGUCGUCGAGCUCGGGCGAGUCGGUCUCGUCCACGUCGUCGUCUUCGGUGGCGUCGUGAGCAGCGCUUACUCGAGCGGGAUCUCGCCGCGAAAGACGGCGUCGGCGAUCUCGGCAUAUCGCUUGGAGGUAAAUGAAUAUGCUGGGGCAUUGGAUGGCUUGCUGGGGUAAAAUGCACCGGGGCCGG